CUUCAUUCAGCGGUUGUUUUCGUCUCAUCCAGUUUCAGUACACUUCCUGCUAUUUGAUCGCUGAUAAGGGGUCGAGACUCGAUAGUUCAUCAAUCCACACCACGGUGAUCCCCGAUUCGCCUAUCUCGCCCCCCCUUACUCACCGGUUUCUCCCCCCGAUCUCCACCCAUUUCCCACUGUCUCCGCACCGGCAAUCACUUUUAGAGCGAGAUCCCGGAAUCUUAACGAGACCCUCGAGUCUCCCCUCAAGCCAUCACUGUUUGGGCUUCUUUGGAUGAUUUAUUCUGGUCGUUACCAACAUGGCUUCAUCACCAGCUCCAGAGAAUGGGGAAGGUCCCUCUACGCAGCCCCAGCGGUCAACACCGAUCUCAACCAGUGCCUCUGCGAGUGGUUUUCCCUCUGGGUCUCCAACGCCUGACGCUUCGGCCAGACAGGUGUCGAUCGCUCGAUUAGCCUCCCCGGUUCCUUCGCCAUCAAAUGCUUCGGCCCCCAGGCAGUCCACAAUUCCCGUUCAGGCCCCGACGAGCGCAGAGCCAAAGCUCCAAAGGAUCGAUGACCCAUCGUCUCUACCAGGACCCGGACAGUCAAUGAUCGCAUCGGGUCUCCAGGACAGUCUUGGACGCUCACCACCCAGGUUUGGAACUCCGCCUCGACGCGCGGCAUCGCCCGCGGUGUCGCACACCCCGCCCGUCAGGUCCAUCUAUGGCUCGCUUGACAACAACAACAACAACAACAACAACAACAACAACAACGCUGAUUCUGAGUAUUCGGUGGGCCCCUAUGAGGAUCCUCAGGUUGUGAGGAGGCAUCUGGUGCAACCUCAACUAGGAACGGAGGGCCGGAAUCUUCAGUCCUCGGGGGCGGAUGUCACCAGCAAUGCGGACGAUGAAUUUUCGAGCUUGCAACUACAGGGUGGAGACAUCACGCGACAGGUCUACAAAUGGGCGGAAAACGCGGAGGAAGGGGGUUUGGGGCAGAAGAACGCCCGUAGCAAGAGUUUCAGUCUCGAUCGACCGAUGCCCCAGGAUGAUACGAUGAACAUCAACACCAUCCGCGUCCCGGGAGGAUUCCGGAGAGACUACCUGCGGCGAGCGGUAGGUUCCCCUCAGCCUGGAGCUGCCGAUGGACCGGAACUGCAGUCGCAGCAGGGUCAGCCUCAAUUACCCACCAGUAGCUUCCUGGAGUUUUUGACCCUUUUUGGCCACUUCGCGGGUGAAGAACUGGAGGAGGACGAUGAAGUCCUGGGGCCCAACGAGUACUUCUCCUCGGGGACUUGGGAGGAAGGUGCCGACGAACCUGGGGAAACGUCCGCUCUCCUCCGUCCCGGAACCGCUGGCAGGCGGAUACGCAAGCCGCGUGGGGGCACGGGAAAUACCACCCGGACUGGCGCAGCCCUCCUGUUGCUCAAGUCUUUUGUUGGGACGGGGGUGUUGUUCUUGCCCCGAGCUUUCUUGAACGGAGGGAUGCUCUUCAGCAGCAUGGUCUUGCUUGGGGUGUCCCUGCUCAGUUUCUAUGCUUUUAUCUUGCUGGUGAACACGCGACUCAAGAUCGAUGGCUCGUUUGGCGACAUCGGUGGCGCGCUAUACGGAAAGCACAUGCGGCGGAUCAUCCUCGGUUCGAUUGUGUUGAGUCAAUUGGGAUUUGUGUCGGCGUACAUCGUGUUCACGGCGGAGAACUUGCAGGCCUUCGUCCUGGCUGUGAGCAACUGCAAGUCAUUCAUCGACAUCAAGUUUAUGGUGUUGAUGCAGCUGGUCAUCUUCCUGCCCCUGUCGUUAAUCCGAGACAUUAGCAAGCUGGGGUUCACGGCCCUAGUCGCCGAUCUUUUCAUCUUACUGGGGCUGAUCUAUCUCUACUACUACGAUUUCCUGACCAUCGCAACCCAGGGUGGCAUCUCCGACAUUGUUUCCUUCAACCCUUCCACGUGGACCCUUUUCAUCGGAACGGCCAUCUUUACCUACGAAGGUAUCGGCCUCAUCAUCCCGAUUCAGGAGUCCAUGAAACGUCCACAGCAGUUCCCUGGGGUUUUGGCGGGAGUGAUGGUGAUCAUCACGAUCAUUUUCCUUUCUGCGGGAGCCCUCAGCUACGCGGCGUACGGAUCUACCACCAAGACCGUCAUCCUUCUUAACCUCCCCCAAGACGACAAGUUUGUCAAUGCCGUCCAAUUCCUUUACUCGUUGGCUAUUCUCCUGAGUACACCGCUACAACUGUUUCCGGCCAUCCGAAUCAUGGAGAACGAGCUCUUCACGCGCAGCGGAAAGUACAAUCCCAGGAUCAAGUGGCAGAAGAACGGGUUCCGUUUCUUCCUGGUCAUGAUUUGCGCCUUCGUUGCCUGGGGCGGAGCCGAAGACCUCGACAAGUUCGUCUCGCUAGUCGGCAGCUUUGCCUGCGUUCCACUGAUCUACGUCUAUCCCCCUCUCCUGCAUCUUCGAGCCUGCGCUCAUUCCAGAAAGCAGCAGAUCGCCGAUAUUGCCCUGACCAUCUUCGGGGUGGUCUCCUGUGUCUACACUACCUCCCUCACCAUGGCCAACUGGGUAAACGGGGACAACACCAAGGCGCCCGGAUACUGCGACUCGCAGUGAAUCCUUGAUCCCUACAGUCCUGAUCUUUCGCUCGCGCUGGUCCUUCACCCGCAGUAAACUUGAAUUAUUUUCGGAUAGAAACGCAUACUUGUAUGAAUGACUGAUGCUACGCUGCACCAUCCUUGAUCAUUUCUCUUGUUUUU
Messenger RNA from Aspergillus candidus, 2722 nucleotides. Its product is annotated as putative amino acid transporter. The transcript is spliced from 2 exons. The coding region runs from base 300 to 2579 and encodes 759 amino acids. Gene Ontology annotation, biological process: amino acid transmembrane transport. Gene Ontology annotation, molecular function: amino acid transmembrane transporter activity. The record is from RefSeq and is a predicted model, not a curated record. NCBI's taxonomy places the organism in Eukaryota, Fungi, Ascomycota, Eurotiomycetes, Eurotiales, Aspergillaceae.